This is a messenger RNA of Cicer arietinum (chickpea), 1427 nucleotides long. RefSeq names its product gibberellin 2-beta-dioxygenase 8-like. NCBI's taxonomy places the organism in Eukaryota, Viridiplantae, Streptophyta, Magnoliopsida, Fabales, Fabaceae. The record is from RefSeq and is a predicted model, not a curated record.
CCCUCUUUCUCUGAUGCUAUGUUUUGCCGCGUGUUCUCUACUUCAACCAUAUACUCAAUUUUAAUACGAUUAAUUCCAGACUUCAUUGAUGCAUAUAAAUAUCUCUGCAAAUCACCAUUUCAUUAAUCAAUCUAAACUAUAUAAUACAUACAUAUAUUUACUUUCAUACCAUAAUCAUCAUUUCAAACUCAAGCACAGCAGCCACUUAUAAAUAUCUCUCAAAAUGGAUCAUGAACCUCCCUUUCUCAACACUUACAAGACCCUUCUGGAAAAAAGUUCAGAAAAUGAUGAUGAUUUGUACUCAAUGGUAGAAAAAAGUGAGGAACUACCUUUGAUUGAUCUUGAGAAGUUAUUAAACCCUCAUGAGAGAGAUGAAUGCAUGAAAGAAAUAAGUGAAGCUGCAAGUGAAUGGGGUUUCUUUCAAGUUAUUAAUCAUGGAAUUUCAAAGGAGGUUCUAGAGAACAUGAUAUCUGAACAAAAAAAAUUGUUCUAUCAACCUUUUGUGAAUAAAUCCGAUGCAAAAAAUUUCUUUAAUUUGUCUCCAAAAGCAUAUAGAUGGGGGAAUCCAUGUGCAACUAAUCUUAGACAAAUUUCUUGGUCAGAAGCAUUUCAUUUUUCUCUGACAGAUUUUUCAAGUAUGGAUCAACACAUAACUUUGAGAUCAAGCCUUGAAGCUUUUGCAACAAGAAUGGACACUCUUGGUGAAAAUUUGGCAAAUAUUUUGGCCCUCAAAUUGAAUAUGAAAUCCAACCAUUUCCAAGAAAAUUACUUGCCAAAAAGUUCUUUCAUUCGGCUCAAUAGAUAUCCUCAAUGCCCUAUACCUUCAAAGGUGUAUGGACUAUUGCCCCAUAGUGAUACUAGUUUCCUUACCAUCCUCUAUCAAGACAUUGUUGGUGGCUUGCAAUUGAAGAAAGAUGAAAAAUGGGUUGGUGUCAAGCCUAAUCCACAAGCUCUAGUUGUUAAUAUUGGUGAUUUAUUUCAGGCAUUGAGCAAUAACGUUUACAAAAGCAUAAAACACAGAGUGGUUGCUGCUGAACAUGUAGAGAGGUUUUCUACAGCAUUUUUCUAUUCCCCCUUCGAAGAUGCAAUUAUACAAAGUGAAAACAAGCCAACCAUAUACAAAAAAUUCACUUUGAGAGAAUAUAGAAAGCAGAAUGAGAAAGAUGUCAAGCAAACGGGGGAUAAAGUGGGCCUCUCUAGAUUUAUUAUCAUUUAGAAAUUUACCGUUGGUAAAAUUCACUCUCAUAUUUAAUAGUUUUUAUAAAAUCAUGCUGAAUGUGGUUCAAGAGUAAUAGAAUAAGUGUUGAUAGCAGCAAUUAUAGAAUUUUUGUUUCCAGAUAAAUGACAAAGUUAAGUCAUCAAUUGUAGUAAUAUUUUAUGAAAUGGUAAACAAUUUAAGUAAGGUUUAAGUUGUAAUUAUUUUUUAA